AUGGUAGCCAGCGUUGUUUGCCUUGCCAUACUUGAAAAUGGCCAAAGGAAAAAGUUGACGCUGCAGUCAGGCCUUCAAGAUGAGUUGCUCACGGAGCUGUCAUCAAUUACAAGCAUCACUGACAGCACGUUGCUUCAGAUAUACGAUGACGAGCUAGAAGACUUUGUGGACCUCGAGCCGGGCACGCCUGUCCAUAACAAGGCAAAAAUGAAGCUCGCAAGGAAGUUGGUUCGACAAGCAGAUGACAACCUUCGGGAGCACCUGCGGGCACAUGCUGGUGAGGUGACACAGCAGAAGUACAAGUGCGACCACUGUGGCAAACCCUUCUACAGCAUCUGGCUGCUCAAGAUCCACAUCCGCGUGCACACCAGCGAGCGGCCGUUCCCCUGCGACUUCUGCAACAAGGGCUUCCCGUCGGUCAAGGCGCUCAAGAAGCACCGGCGCAUGCACAGGGUGGAGAAGCCGUUCGCCUGCGCCGAGUGCGGCAUGCGAUUUUCACUCAAGGGGACGCUCAACCGCCACACGUGCAUCCACACGGGAAUCGGACAGCACAAGUGUUCGUACUGCGGCAAGGAGUUCAUCCAGGGUGGCGGACUCAAGGCGCACCUGUUCCAUCGCACGGGUAUGAACGGCUUCAAGUGCACCGCCUGUGACAAGGAAGGGGAAAAUGAAGAGUCUGCUCAAGUCAACGGUGGCUCCCCUGAGAAGGAAAAUGAAGCAGAAGUGGGCGAGAACAGCCCAGUGAAGAACGUCCAAGCAGUAACAGACGUCAUCAAGGCUGCCAAAGCCGAAGAGCGUCUGCAGCAGCUGAAGCGUCGAAAGCGGGGGUCGCCUCCGGACAACACCAUUGAGAAGGACCUGGACUGCCCUGUCUGUGGCAAGCAAUUCACCAAAAAGUACUACUUGCAGCGCCACCUCCAAAUGACUGUCUGCUCGGGCAAGCCCCCGCCCUCUCACCCCUGCGAAGUGUGCGGAAAGGUCUACUCCCGCAAGGACAACCUUCGGGAGCACCUGCGGGCACAUGCCGGUGAAGUGACGCGGCGGAAGAAGUACAUGUGCGACCACUGCGGCAAGACCUUCCACGGCAUCUCGCUGCUCAAUAUCCACAUCCGCGUGCACACCGGCGAGCGGCCAUUCUCCUGCGACUUCUGCAGCAAGGGUUUCCCAUCGGUCACAGCGCUCAACAAGCACCGGCGUAUUCACACGGGAGAGAAGCCGUACGCCUGCUCCGAGUGCGGCAUGCGAUUUUCACUCAAGGGGACGCUCAACCGCCACACACGCAUCCACACGGGAAUCCGACCGCACAAGUGUCCAUACUGCGGCAAGGAGUUCAUCCAGGGUGGCGGACUCAAGGCGCACCUGUUCCAUCACACGGGCAUGAACGGCUUCAAGUGCACCGUCUGUGACAAGGUUUUCAACCGCAAGGCUCGGCUAGACCUGCACAUGAAGUACCUGCACCUAAAGGAAAAGCCACACGUCUGCGAGGACUGUGGCAAGGGUUUCACGCGGCUCGAGGACCUGAACCGUCACUUAGUCCUGCACACGGGUGAGAAGCCAUUCCAGUGCCCAACGUGCCACAAGCGCUUUGCCAUCAAGCCCUCGCUCAAGAUCCACAUGGUGACCCACACCAAGGAAGAGCCCCGGUCGUGCCACGAGUGCGGCCGCGCCUUCAUUCGCAAGGAUUGCCUCAUGCGACACAUGCGCAAGCGCCACCGCGACCUGCUCGACCGCAUCCUGCUCGACGAGGAGGACGACCGCAUCGCCCCGACCCCCGUCGCCACUCCGGGAGGCAUGGCCAACACGGAUAGUGGCAUCAAGCUGGGUGCCCAGGCAGGCACUGUGGCCCGGAUCCUGUCGGAACAGGUGCGAGUCCACUAUCUUGGGCUUUUGUGUACAAGAUUGUCCCUGAAAAUGUUAGCCAGCAAACACUCGUAUACUAUCUCAAGUCAUCAAAACUGCCAAGGAACCGAGAGUUCUCCCAUCCUUUUUGCUCGUUUACCAUGUGUAGUCCUGCUUAUGCUCUUGUUUUAUUUUAUUUUUCCGCAGGCUCUUUGCGAGAGCAUUCGCGAGCUGCUGGGCCUGCUCGUUGAUGAGCCAACGUUGAAGGGCUUUGGAUACCCGGACAAGCCCGUGGAUGAACUGCUCGAAGCGGUCAUCCGUCGCUGCGGCCACAGCCCGGCUAGUCCCGACGACUACAACUACGUGGACCGGCUGCGUGAGAACUCCAAGCUGCUCUUCACAGUGGUCAUUGACGACAGUGCUGUCAAGACUCUGCUCAAUAACCAGACUGUCGACGAGGUCAUUCUACACGUGUUGCGUCUCGCAAAGUCCUAGCUUCUCAUUGUCGUCCUUCCCCCAUCUCGUUUCGACUAACUGAGGGUGCACAGAAGCAAACGAUUUGUCUUCUAAUUGUAGUAGGGUGGCACUCACAUGGGUUGUGCGGGCUGAGCUUGUUUGAUUUCCACGUGCUAUCAUAACGGAAGGGACCACAAUAUGUUAAUGCUGUGCAACAUUACUAUUUAGCUGACUCCUACUGCAGACAGUAGCAGUCAGUUAAAUACGUUCUUGGUAGUGAAAGCCCUUGGAACCUGGAAAAGCAUAAUGUCAGCGGUCUUGUUACGCGUUGUUGCAAACACAUUUCGUGGUUCUGAAGAUUUUCAAGGGACUGCGCACUUGUAGCUUAACAGAAUAGCUUUUCCUGCUUUCACAUAAAUACGCAUGACCAGUGUUGUCAGUCCUGCAUCUAGUCGUAAACACAUCUUAUGCCUGUUUAUUGGCUCAGUAAAUGACAAUAGUUCUUGAAGCAAAAAAAAAAAAGAUAGACAGAUAAAGAACAGGAACAAUGCCUGGAAACAGGUUAGGCCUGGCAUAAGCUUUUUUUUUUUUUUUUUCUGAACUGUAAAGUGGAAGUUUCUGGCUGCUGGCAUAACUGACUUGGUGAGUGCCCAUAAGGUCGUGAAGUCACGAGAAAGCCGUCGUCAGAAGGUAAACGUUGAUGUCAAGUUGAACAGAAAGCUCGUAGCACACAUUACGGUGCGACAAAGCACAUCUGCUUUUUUGCACCCUCACUUAACCUCUCCUGUGCUUUGCACACCAUGUAUUCUUUGUCUUCACUCUGUAUCAUUUUUUUUUUAUUAUUGCAUUGCACAAUGCCCAUGCUUAGCUGGGCAUGAACAGAGCAGCAGGCAGUUGGAAAUGUGCUCGGUUUUGUCGCGAGUCCUGUAGGUGCGUUUGUGUAUUCCAGGGGGAGGGAGAAUCCGGUCUACCAACAUGAAGAUUGUCACGAUCAUGGGCACGCACAAUCUACACCGGCCUGGUAGCCCAAAUCGUACGAAAAGAACUAACUGCAUUCUCUCCCAUUCGAUGUUUUUGACUCUUGUGGCACAUUCCCAGACCUGUAGCAGAAGUUGUAGGAGAGGGUUACUGGCGAAAGCAAGGCGUCUCCUAGUCUGUUGGUUUUCUGGCCACUUUGCAAGAGGAGCGCGAGUUACAUGAUGCACUCUGUGUGUGUUUUAAGUGUUUGUAGCAGUUUUGUUGUAAGGCAAC
Molecule: messenger RNA, 3546 nt
Organism: Dermacentor andersoni
Lineage: Eukaryota; Metazoa; Arthropoda; Arachnida; Ixodida; Ixodidae
Source: RefSeq, a predicted model, not a curated record